AAAAAACCCACUUAAAAACAAAAUGCGGUUGUAUGUGUAGCGUAUUAUUCUGUAGCGGCAGCCUAGAUUUUUGUCCCUGUACUUCCGAGUUCUGACCUCCUCCUCUUUCACCAGUACUGGUCCUACUGGAGACUCGUUUUCUGUUUUGAAAUAAGCAAACAAGAAAUCUUGCAACAGAGGAAAAGAAGAAAGAAAGAAAGAAAAGAGAAAUAAAUUGUUCUAGAAGAUUCUCAAUAGAGAAACCCUAACAUUGUGAUGCAAUGAAAAUGGCGAUGCUGAUGAUGAUGUUGAGAAAGAGAGUAAUUCCUUCAACUCCGUUUUCUUUGAGAUGUUGUUUCUCUUCUUCUUCUUCUACUAGUUUACCAUCUAGAGCUGAUUUUGUUGGAAAAGGAGGGGUUUCUAAAGAUGAUUGCGUUGCUCCUGUUGCUGCUGUUUCUGAUGGAGCUUUAGUAGAUGAAGCAGUUUCAGAAUUGCAAGCUGGUUUUCUUCAACCUCGUGUUGUUGUCUACGAUGGUGGUUGCCGUUUCUGUCACAAUGGGAUAAAGAGGUUGAUCAAGAUUGACAAGUUUAGGCAGAUCAAAUUCUGUUGCCUUCAGUCUCAGGUAGCUGAACAGUACAUGGACUACUGUGGUGUUGAUCGAGAAAGUGUUCUUCGUCGGUUCUUGUUUGUUGAAGGCCCAAAUACGUUCUCCCAAGGUUCCACAGCUGCAUUGCGGGUUGCGUCUUAUUUACCAUUGCCGUACUCAGCAUUGAAAGCUCUGAUGAUUAUUCCAGCUCCAGUGAGAGAUGCAGUGUAUGAUUAUGUUGCCAAACACCGCUAUGAUUGGUUCGGGAAAGAAGAAGAUUGCGAAGCUUUGCAGGAUCCAGAAAUACUUCAGCGUUUUGUUGACAGAAAAGAAAUUUGGGAUCGGUGUUGGGAGAAGUACCGCGAAGAUCAGUCAGAGUAGGCAUUCUGUCAGUGUUGUGUAGUUAAAGGGCUAAAGAGGUGUUGGGUCAUAUUUGGAGGCAGCUGAUUUUGUGUUUUGACUAGGUCAGAGUAACACAUUUUACAGGUGGUAGUACUGAUCAUUUCAGUCUUUCUGAGGGAUGAAAAAAAUAGUAAAGAUGCUUCAUACGUAAUACUCGUUUUAACAGAUAAAAUUUGUUACUAAAACCUUACUAUAUUUUACACUGAAAUAAAUCGAAGAGUUGGAACAA
This is a messenger RNA of Papaver somniferum (opium poppy), 1197 nucleotides long. RefSeq lists its product as uncharacterized. The record is from RefSeq and is a predicted model, not a curated record. NCBI's taxonomy places the organism in Eukaryota, Viridiplantae, Streptophyta, Magnoliopsida, Ranunculales, Papaveraceae. The transcript is spliced from 3 exons. Gene Ontology annotation, molecular function: protein-disulfide reductase activity. The coding region runs from base 261 to 947 and encodes 228 amino acids.